Ciona intestinalis (vase tunicate) is the source of this 6346-nucleotide messenger RNA. NCBI's taxonomy places the organism in Eukaryota, Metazoa, Chordata, Ascidiacea, Phlebobranchia, Cionidae. The record is from RefSeq and is a predicted model, not a curated record.
UUUGACCCGUGCGGGUUGUGUGUAGCCUUAGUGGAGUUUAAAUUUUAGCGGCAAUGCUGCAUAUAUAGGCUAUACAUCAUUAUAAUAACAUUGGUAUUUUAUUAAUACUUCUUACAGUGUCGUUCGACCGACCAGUGGAGCAUAUAACGCGACUAAGCAGCAAAUGUGGAAUAAAGAACGAAAUGCCAUCAGAACCGCUGAAACAUCGGUCGUCAAAAUCGCAAAUGUCAGAUGAAACUUCUUCAUCAAGUUCCGAGGCUUCUGAAGAUGAGGAAAGUACUGAUGCAGAGACGAGUGCUGCUGAAACAGAAGAAGCACAGCAAUCCACAUCUUCCGGGAGUAACUAUCUUCACCAUCCAUGGUUGCUGGAGACGAGGGAAGACGGAAAAGUUGAUGAAACUUCACAAAAUCAACAUCAACAUGAAACCCAUGAUUCUGAUAACCAGGAUAACUCAUCUAAUAAUUCACAAGACUCUUCCUCCAGCUCCGGUGAGAGCAGUAGUGAUGACUCCACUUCCUCUGAUGAAGAAUCCUCCAAAAGGUCUUCCCACAAAAAUUCAAAAAGCAAAGAUUUGCCGGAAUGGGAGAGUAACCCACAAAUAUAUGGACUUAGACGUUCUUCAAGACAGAAAAAAGAACCGCAACGAUUAACUGCUAAACAGUCUUGCUCGGAUGAAGAUGGAAACUUUGGAAGAAAACAUUUGAAAGAGAAAGACCCAACUUCGACAUUAAGUGGGUCAAGCAGUGAAGAAUCGAACGAAUACGAAUCAUCAGCUUCUUGGAAACGAGGGAAAGGAAAUUUAAAAAAAUCAAAAUUAUCUCAGAUGAGAGCUAAGCUUAUGGGCAAGAAAACUAAGAAUAUUAAAUCUUAUUCAAAGCCUCGUAAUCGACGAAUGGAGACAUCCACUAUGUCGGAUGAUGACACAUCAGAUGACAAUCAACCUGUAAGAGCUUCAUCCAGGAUACAAAGGAAGAGCAACACUGUUAGUUACAGGGAAAAUGAUUCUACGCAAGAAACCGACAGUGAUGAUCUUGUAGAGAUUAAUCCCAAUGAAGAGGUGGAAGAGGACCCGGACACAGAGGCCAUUGAAAAGAUCAUGGAUAGCAGGGUUGGUCGCCUUGGUGCCACCGGUGCAAAAACCACAGCAUAUGCUGUGAAGAGGUCAUCAGAUCCUAACCAUGGUUUUAAUGUAAAGACAGAUGAAGCUGAAACUCAAUACUUAAUCAAAUGGAAAAAUUGGUCUCACCUUCACAAUACAUGGGAAUCCGAAGAAACGUUAAGAACACAAAACAUUAGGGGCAUGAAACGCCUCGAAAAUUUUGUGAGAAAAAAUGAAGAAAUAAAUGUUUGGCUGAAUGCUGCCCUGCCCGAGGAUAAAGAAUAUUAUUACUGCCAACAAGCAAUGAACAACAAUGUACUGCAAAACUACUUGAAAGUUGAAAGAGUUAUUGCGCGAUCUGCCAAGAAAAACCAGCAAGAAACCUGGGACUACCAAGUUAAAUGGUGCGGCCUGCCUUACAGUGAAUGUACAUGGGAAGAGGAAUCUCUUAUUAAGGAAUUUCAGGAUGAAAUAAAUGCGUUUGAGAUGAGACAAGAUAACCCUUGUAUCCCAAAGCGCGACUGCAAGGUAUUACGCCAACGUCCACGUUUUGUCCCAAUGUCUCGACAGCCAGACUGGUUUCAGGGCAAACUACAACUGCGCGAUUACCAACUACAAGGUGUUAACUGGCUGGCACACUCAUGGUGCAAAGGCAACAGUGUAAUACUUGCGGACGAGAUGGGCCUUGGUAAAACAAUACAAAGCAUAUCUUUCCUAUCAUAUCUCUACCACACGCAUGAGCUGUAUGGAUUGUUUCUCAUCAUCGUACCACUGUCUACUAUGACUUCCUGGCAAGUGGAGUUUCAAACAUGGGCGCCGUAUAUGAACGUUAUUGUAUACAUGGGAGACCAGAGCAGCAGAGCCACGAUCCGUGAAGUAGAAUGGAUGUUUCCCAACAAACAUUACAAGUUCAACGCUGUGUUAACGUCGUAUGAGAUUCUACUUAAAGAUAAAUCCUUUCUUGGUUCUCAUUCAUGGGCUGUUAUUGCUGUAGACGAAGCACAUCGGCUCAAAAAUGAUGAUUCUCUUCUUUAUCGUUCGUUGAAAGAAUUCAAAUCAAACCAUCGCCUUCUUAUAACCGGUACACCGCUUCAAAACUCAUUGAAAGAGUUAUGGGCCCUACUGCAUUUCAUUAUGCCUGAUAAGUUUGAAACAUGGUCUGAUUUUGAAGAAGAGCACGCAAAGAACCGUGAUUCAGGAUACACCUCAUUACACAAAGUGUUGCAACCUUUUUUACUUCGACGAGUGAAGAAAGAAGUUGAAAAGUCCUUGCCGUCAAAAGUUGAACAAAUAUUGCGAGUUCCUAUGUCUUCAUUGCAGAAACAAUAUUAUAAGUGGUUGUUGACGAAAAACUACGCUGCUCUUACGAAAGGUGGUCGUGGUAGUUUUACUUCGUUUUGUAACAUCAUCAUGGAGUUGAAGAAAUGUUGCAAUCAUGCUUUCCUUGUAAAAGCUCCUGAAACAGAAGCCACAAGCUCAGAGAUGUUACUGAAGGUCCUGCUAAGGAACAGUGGGAAGAUGAUUCUACUUGAUAAACUCCUCAUCCGAUUAAAGGAGAACGGACACCGAGUCCUCAUCUUCUCACAGAUGGUUAGGAUGUUGGACAUCAUACAGGAAUACCUCGUGGUCAGGAGGCUGCAGUUUCAGAGAUUAGACGGAUCAGUGAGCAGCGAUCUUCGUCGACGAGCACUUGAUCACUUUAACGCUGAAGGAUCAGAGGACUUUUGCUUCCUCCUCUCGACGAGAGCAGGAGGUCUUGGGAUCAACCUCGCAACUGCCGAUACCGUCAUCAUAUUCGAUUCGGAUUGGAAUCCAAUGAAUGAUCUUCAAGCGCAAGCAAGAGCUCAUCGGAUCGGACAAAAGAAUCAGGUGAACAUAUACCGACUUGUGUGUGCUGGAAGUGUGGAAGAGGACAUUAUUGAAAGAGCAAAGAAGAAGAUGGUUCUUGAUCAUCUUGUGAUCCAGAGGAUGGACACAUCCGGGAAGACGGUCCUCUUCAAAACCUCCACUCCAUCUUCAACAACAAACAACCCGUUUAAUAAAGAUGAAUUAAGCGCUAUCCUUAAAUUUGGUGCAGAAGAAUUGUUUCAGGAGGCGGAGGGUGAGGAAAAAGAACCCGAAUGUGACAUAGAUGAAAUAUUAAGACGAGCAGAAACGAGACAAGAUCAACCAAGCAUGGGAGUGGGGGAUGAACUACUGUCUGCUUUCAAUGUUGCUACAUUCACUCUUGAUGAAGAGGAGCCGAUCCAGGUGAGCAAAGAUUGGGAGAACAUCAUCCCUGAGAAGGAUCGGAAGAAGAUCGAGGAGGAGAAUCGACUCAAACAAGAAGCCGAGCUUUACCUUCCAAGAAGAGCAAGGAAGAAAAUGAAGACCCAAGGACGAAGUGACAGCGAAAAUGGAUCAGAUUCUGCAUCUUCGGAUGAAGAAGAUGAUGAAUCGUUGCCAAAGAGGAGAGGAAGACCUCCACGAUCCGGAGGAGUGGAAGGGGAAGAUUAUGUGAAGGGAUUCACCACUGCGGAAGUUCGGAAGUUCGUCAGAAGUUUCCGGAAGUUUGGUGAUCCAUUAAACAGGUUGGAUGCUAUUGCUCGUGAUGCAGAACUCAGCGAACAAUCAGAGGCAGAUCUUCGUAGACUUGGAGAACAACUUCAUUCAAGGUUGAUACAGAUGAGCAAUGAAGUUAAAAACUCACAAGAUGGAAAUGAAAAAGAAGAGAAACAUGGCAGAGGUAGAGGGCCUUCAUUUCGUCUCGCUGGUGUUUCAGUAUCGGUUAAAACAACCCUGGCAUGCAUAGAAGAUCUUCAACCUGUUGUUGAUGUUAUUCCUAAAGAUUCGGAGGAAAGGAAAAAUUUUCACCUGAAUAUACCGGUUCGACCAAUGUAUGUAUGGGACUGUGCAUGGGGGUUGGGUGAUGAUUCACAUCUGCUUAUAGGAAUAUAUGAAUAUGGGAUGGGAAGUUGGGAACAAAUACAAGCCGAUCCCUCACUUAAACUUGAUACAAAGAUACUUCGUCCAAACAACGAGAAACCACAAGCGAAACAACUACAAAGUCGAGCUGAAUAUCUCAUCAAACUUUUACGUAAAGCUCAAGAUCAAAAUCACCCCGGGGUUCCCCAACCCACACCCACACAUCGGAGUCGGAGAAAGGGGGUUCCCCACAAAGACCCCAAACCAGGAGCCCCGCCUGUCACAGAUAAGGGAACAAAAUCGAAACGCGGAAGUCGAAAAAUUAAAUCAAAAGCUCGAGUUGAUGCGACAGGAAGUGAUGUAGAUGCUGACACAGCAGUUUCUGCCGCAAACCAUGACUCAGCAAAACAUGAAAAUGGUGGAAUCGUAGCAACACAUGAUGAGGGUAAACGAAAACGUAGGAAACGAAAAGCAGCUGAAGCUGAUUUAACUAAGCAGGAGUUAAAUGAGGUCGGUACGAAGGAAAAACGUCGGAAACGCAGCUCAAAGGAUCAGCAGCAGAAUAAGGUGCAUAAAAAUAAAGGACCGGUUCAUAUUACGAUCAAAUCAGAUCCUGUUCCUGUCGGCUCGAGCGAAUUCUCGGGGGAAUUAAACGCUGAAACUUUCCGCGAAUGUAAAGAACGUCUGCGACCGGUGAAGCGCGCACUUAAGCAACUUAAUCGGCCACCACCGGCACCAGAGGGCAGUGAAGAGCAGAUCAGGGUUGACCACACGCUGCGCUGUUUAUUACAGAUAGGGGACCGUGUUAUUGAAUGUUUGAGGGAGCUUCACGACCCAGAAAGAAUCAAAAAGUUGCGAAGGAAUUUGUGGAUAUUUGUUUCAAAGUUCACAGAAUACAACGCUGAGAAACUUCAUAAGUUAUACAGGGUAGCUAUAAAGAAACGGGAACAUGACAAAAAAAAAAGUGAUCCUACAGAAGUAAAGAAAUCAACAACAACAGCAACAACGCCUGCAACAAAACCAAACAACACAGGGAGUUCUAGAAAAAUUCAACACAAAUCACUUACAAACAAGAAACGGUCAACCACGCCACCAAUUACUAAAGAAACCAAUGAACCACAUACUUCACCUAGUAAAGAAAAACCGGCAGAAAAUGACUCAAAAUCAGCAAACAGGCCACCAACCAAGCCGACUACUGUUGAUUCUCACCCUGAUGAGAAAGCUAACAGAUUUGCGGCCGAGUCCUGGAACAGAAGAGAAAGAUCGCCCAGUGAGUAUCGUCAGCGUGAAGGUUUCACAAAGCAUCAGAGGUCUCCGUACUCAGAACAUCGAAUCCCUCCUCCGGGAAGAGGGAGGAGUCCAACGGAUCGACAUUACAGAGAACAUGAGUAUGAUCGGCACAGAGACUUCAGGAGGUCGCCUCCAAGGCACCGCCGGCCUUCUCCGGAAAGGUACCGUAGGCCGCACCACGAGUACCGAGGUUCGCCACCCCCGGAGUUUCGGGGCGUGCCGCCGGGUAUGGAAAGAGACUGGGACCCUCGCAUGGGGCCUAGGCCGUACUAUAACCACCCACCUAUGCCCUCAAGAAGUCCGCCUGGUCGUUCUCAGCAUCCCGAUUACCGCCGUGGUUGGAGAAGGCAGCAGGACGGGUAUCCUUACCAGAACGAUGGUCGCAGACGUUACUAUGGUGGUUCUCCACCUGUGCGUUCGUCGCCAGCAGGUUAUAGUCCUACACAGACAGAGGUACCUUCCGAACCGCUUAAACGCGCCGAAAAAACGUGACAACGGUUCGAUGUUACGUAUAGUUUGCCAAAAGUACUGUGCGCUGCUUUCCAGCAAACAAAAUGUACGAAAUGUUCCUGUCGUCUGUUUUAAUCAUAUAACUGACGUUUUCCUUCAUUCUCCGUUGUGCCAUACAAACACCGAAUUACUGUUUCGUCAGCAUCAAUUGCUGGCGUUAUUUGCUUGUCUUGUUAUAAAAUCUUUGCGAGCGUUCGUUGAAACUGCCUACAUCAAUAUGUGCGCCGACACCUUUUUAUUAUUUUCAUUUUACCAGUUGCUUUUGUUCCCUUACCACUACACUGCGCCAAAGGGGCAGCAGCUUACACGGUUAAAGUAUUUCUACAAUUUCAUUUUCAACUCUACAGUAAGCAUUGGUACAGUUAAGGUGUUACCUAUAGCCGGCAAUUGAAUGCAGGUUAUGAAAAUUCUGCAUUUCAAUACCUUAUCCUCCUCCCCGCAAAAUCUGCUGUUUUCUUGCAUCAACGAACUUAUUUAAACUGUGUCUUUUCUGACUCCGUUUUUUGGAGCUUCUUAAAAAAAUAAACCAUCUUUCUGAUGAA